Molecule: messenger RNA, 684 nt
Organism: Aspergillus aculeatus ATCC 16872
Lineage: Eukaryota; Fungi; Ascomycota; Eurotiomycetes; Eurotiales; Aspergillaceae
Exons: 1
Coding region: 116-355 (79 amino acids)
Source: RefSeq, a predicted model, not a curated record
GCAGCAUCACAACAAACAGUAGUCGGCAGCAGAUUAGCCACACACCUGCUCACUCAUUCACUUGACAUCGAAAAGCCACCCAACAAACGCGACCACGCCUCACCUCAGAAGUGUCAUGAUCCCCCUCUUUCUUGUUAUUGGACUCUUGACCCUCGUCAUCAUCCUCACUCUUUCACUCUACCACCUCCUUCCUUUCACUUUCCCUUCAUCAACCCAGACAACCCCAUCCCAAUCACCACCACACUCCUCACAACACCAUCACCAUCACCACCACACUCAAACCCAACAACCCGAACAACCACCACCCUCUUCUCAGACCCACCACCAGAACGAGAGAAAGAACCCCCUAAAAUGACCCGCAAGAAGAAAUCCAAAGCCCGCAAGAUAAUCACCAGGCGAGGAGAUCUUCCCAAGAAACCAUCACCCCCGCAACCGCUACCGCUACCACCACGACUACCAGGCCCGAUCCCCUCCAUCGAAACACCCACCGGUCUAGCUCGGGCUCCAGCUCCAGCUCCCGCUCCAGCUCGACCAAACGCGACCAGCCCACCCCCGAAAUCCCACUUCGCAUUCUCCUGGUGGCGUAACCCAAUGGGAAGCGAGAUGUUGCGCGGUCAGCUUGCUCACGGCAGUAGUGGUCAGCUUAGCCAAAGCAAUAGGGGUCCGAUUCCUCAAGGCCAUAGU